CACAAAACUGCCCAUAUCCUCAGGCAGGUCCAUACACAUCACACCAACGAAGGUCCCUUUCCCAUCACAUCAAUCCCUCUCCCCCCCUACCACAACAAUGUCGGCCAUGAUCCCAAUGGCCCUCUACGGCCUCGAGGUCCCAGCUGGCGAUGUCGCUAUCCCAGCAAAGUCCGAUAUCCCCUCUGCCUUCCGUAUCACCAUGGCUGCCAUCGACCCAAGCGCCAUUCCCGAGAUCGACGAGGAGGGCACCGUUCCUCGCGCCACUCUGAAGGUCAUCCGCCAGGCACUCAUCGACUUCGACUCCGAGGACGAGGAUGAGGAUGAGGAGGACUUUGACAUCAGCGAGAUGGAGCGCAUGCUCGCCGAGGGAGGCGACUCUGAGAGUGACAGCGACGAUGAGGAGGUUAAUGGCGGCCCAAGCGAUCCUGCUCGCUCCAAGAAGGCGCAAAAGGCCGCGGCGCAGGCUGAGAUCAUGAAGCUUCUUGCUGAGGCGGACGAUGAGGAGAUGGAUGUCGAUGAGCAGCCCAACGGCAAGAAGUCUCUCAAGGCGCUUGGCAAGAUGCCCGCCAGCGACAGCGACGAGGAUGACGAGGACAUCAGCGACAGCGAGGAUGGUGAGGAGUACGAGGAGUUUGUCAUUUGCACGCUCGACCCAGCGAAGAACUACCAACAGACUCUUGACAUCACCGUCGGCGAGAAUGAGCGAGUCUUCUUCAAGGUGUCCGGCACCCACUCCGUCUACCUGACCGGCAACUACGUCGAGCCCGCAGGCCACGACCACAAGGGCAUGUACGACCCGGACAGCGACGAGGAAGAUGACGGCAUGUACGACCUCGAGCCCGACAGCGACGAGAUCGACGACAUGGAUGAGGAGGACGAGCUCGACGACAUCGAGGACCCUCGCAUCACUGAAGUUGAGGAGGAUGAAGCGCCACAACUCGUCAAGGCUGACAGCAAGAAAGAUAAGAAGGGCAAGAACAAGCGCGCUGCAGAGGACGAGGCAGAGGUCGGUGCGUCUCUCGACGAGCUCGUCGCCAAAGCCGCCGGCACCAACGGCGAAGCGAAGCUCAGCAAGAAGCAGCUAAAGAAGCAAAAGAAGAACGACGGCACCGCCGUUGAGGCCGAAGCUCCCUCCUCGAACAAAUCCGACAAGAAAGUCUCCUUUGCCAAGGAGCUCGAGCAGGGCCCAACGCCCACCAAGGACGCGAAGGCCGCCGCCUCCGAGAAGAAAUCCACCCCAUCCGUCCGCACAGUCCAAGGCGUCACCAUCGACGACAAGAAAGUUGGAACCGGCCCGGCCGCGAAAGCCGGCGACCGCGUAGGAAUGCGAUACAUUGGCAAGCUCGAGAAGGAUGGAAAGAUCUUCGACAGCAACAAGAAGGGCAAGCCGUUUACUUUCAAGCUCGGAUCUGGAGAGGUCAUCAAGGGGUGGGACAUUGGUAUUGCAGGUAUGAGCGCAGGAGGUGAGCGUCGGGUUACGAUCCCCGCGCAUUUGGGGUACGGAAAGCAGGGCAGUGGACCGAUCCCCGGCAACGCGACGCUGGUGUUUGACGUCAAGUUGUUGGAGAUCAACAAGAAGAAGUAG
This is a messenger RNA of Zymoseptoria tritici IPO323, 1585 nucleotides long. RefSeq lists its product as uncharacterized. Gene Ontology annotation, cellular component: chromatin; nucleolus. The record is from RefSeq and is a predicted model, not a curated record. Lineage: Eukaryota; Fungi; Ascomycota; Dothideomycetes; Mycosphaerellales; Mycosphaerellaceae. The transcript is spliced from 2 exons. Bases 98 to 1585 code for a protein of 495 amino acids. Gene Ontology annotation, molecular function: macrolide binding; peptidyl-prolyl cis-trans isomerase activity.